AUGGAUGUUGAGAUGAAAAAACAAGACAUAGAUGUAACAGUCUCCAUGGAGACUAUGAAGGUCUGCAUAGAUAUGGCAAGCCUCGAGGAAAAGAGAAUCAACAAGGUGUGCAGAGAGUUCUACGAGUAUGGGAAGACAUUCAUUGACAAUCUGGAGCGCGAGACAGUUUUGCCUAAAAAGAUUGAAAGCAUCACGACCUUAAGAAACCCGUCCGGACAAGGUACAAAGAAAUGGAGCCGAUAUAAAAUGAUUGUCCACCUUAGGAACUUCUAUCUCGAGGCCACACAUCAGCAGCUGGAAAAGGUGGUCCAGUUCCUCAGGAACUUUCCGCAUGUUGAAAUUAACCUAAGCAUUCAGAAUUAA
Encephalitozoon intestinalis ATCC 50506 is the source of this 363-nucleotide messenger RNA. RefSeq names its product ribosomal protein S10-like protein. Bases 1 to 363 code for a protein of 120 amino acids. The transcript has a single exon. NCBI's taxonomy places the organism in Eukaryota, Fungi, Microsporidia, Unikaryonidae. The record is from RefSeq and is a predicted model, not a curated record.